GAAAACUAACAAUUGCGGUGGUGCAACUCCACCAAUUCCAGCCACGGAAUCGAACGCACAUGGCCUCCUUCAGCUGACUUCCUGCUGUUACGUGGUCGCUUAACGUUUCUCCUGGUAUUUUCUGGACAGAUGCAGAAUCUUGGCAAUAACUGGACAAACAUAUCUUAUAACCAAGUUUACAGGAGUCUGAGGAACGUGAAGAUUAAGGAGAGAGGCAUGUGUUCAAACUUACCAGACUCUGUAACUGAACUUGUCACUGAAGAUGGGUGCAAGGUCUACCUGGUUGGCACAAUACACUACAGUAGAAAUAGCAUAAUGGAUGUAAAACAGGUUAUCCAGAUGGUGCAACCAGACGCUGUGGUGGUAGAACUUUGUAAACUGAGAGAGUCGCUUUUAACAUUAGAUGAGCGGAUCUUAGAAGAAGCAAACAAGCUGGACUUCAACACAAUACUAGCAUUAAUGAAACAGCUUGGCGUGUGGUCUGCUCUCUGGUUAAUUCUGUUACUGAAGUUCUCAGCCAUUCUAACUGAACAGCUGGACAUUUUACCGGGUGGAGAAUUCAGGCAGGCUUACAGAGAGGCUCAGAAGAUCCCAUUUUGUCAAAUCUACCUUGGAGACCGGCCAUUCCUGAUCACUUUGAAAAGAUUGACUGCUGCAGUUUCUGCCUGGGAUCUAGUGAAAGCGCUAAUUGGAGUGAGCUUCAUUUCCCAGCCUACUGCUAUUCGUCAAGAAGUUGUUCAGCAGAUAAAGGAAAAUCAUGAUUUCAGUCAAGAUCUCAAACUGAUGAAGGCAGAGACUCCUGCAUUGUAUCGUACUUUUGUAGUGGAACGGGACAUCUGCUUAACUCAGUCACUAAAGGAUGUAGCUAAACCCAUUUUAUUACCUAAAAUCUCACCGUCUGAACCACAACAGGUUAUACCAUCGGUUGUGGUCGGGGUGGUUGGAUGUGCCCAUGUGCCUGGAAUAAAGAAAUACUGGAACAAGCAAUUAAAUACUCAAGAAUUGUUCAGGCUACCAGACCCUUCUUUACUGAGCAGAAUCUUCCAGAUUACCUCUGUGGUUGCUGUAUAUGGAUUGAAGACUUACUUCUACUACAAAAUAGCACAAAUAGUGAUUUGGUUGUUUGCUUAAACUUAUAAGUGUUUCAACAUGGUCUAUUGCAGAUGUACGGACUUAUAGAUCAUGAACCUAUUGCACUCUUCAUGGUGUAUCCUUUCUAUGAAAGCAAAUUAUUGAUUUAUCAUGCAAACGCGAGGAGUUCUGCAGAUGCUGGAAAUUCAAGCAACACACACAAGAUGCUGGUGGAACGCAGCAGGCC
Molecule: messenger RNA, 1318 nt
Organism: Hypanus sabinus (Atlantic stingray)
Lineage: Eukaryota; Metazoa; Chordata; Chondrichthyes; Myliobatiformes; Dasyatidae
Product: traB domain-containing protein-like
Exons: 10
Coding region: 130-1131 (333 amino acids)
Source: RefSeq, a predicted model, not a curated record